AUGAAUGCACCUAAAGCCAUUCCUUUCAUAAAAUAUCUCAACAAUCAAUUUCAAGUAGAUCCUCAAGCUGAAUAAUUUCUAACCUCCCUAGGCUCAGAGAAACUGGGAGUUGUUUCAAUUGUAGGAAAAUAUAGAACCGGCAAAAGUUUCUUUGUCAAUCGAGUUCUUCUGAAUCAACAAGCAGGAGGCUUUUCAGUAGGUCCUACAAUAAAUCCUUGUACAAAGGGUUUAUGGAUCUGGAGUCAAACAAUCACAGCAUAAAAUGCUGAAUAUCCAGACAUGAAGGCCAUUAUUAUAGACACUGAAGGUUUUGGAGGUAUGGAUGAGAAUGUUAAUCAUGAUACAAGGAUAUUUCUAUUCAGUCUUCUUCUAAGUAGUUACUUUAUAUACAAUUCUGUUGGUAACAUAGAUGAAAAUGCUUUAAAUACUUUGAAUUUAAUAGUCAAUCUUGCAAAAGUAAUUAUUUUUGAUAAAUAAUAAGGACAUUUAAUAAAAUAAUGAGAAUACGUUUCCUUAAUUUUUAUGGAUAGUUAGAGAUUUUGCUCUUUAGAUGGUAGAUCAAUAAGGGAAUUCUAUAAAUCCAAAAUAAUAUCUUGAAAAUGCCUUAGAAUUACAAAAGGGUUUGUCUGAUUCAGUAGAAUAGAAGAAUCGAAUAAGAAGGAUGAUAAAACAUUUUUUUAGAGAACGCGAUUGUAUGACAAUGGUAAGGCCAGUUGAGAGAGAAGAUGAUCUAUAGAAAUUGGAUACUCUUCAUGAUAAUAAUUUAAGGGGUGAGUUUGUGUAACAAUUGAAAGAAGCAAGAUCGAAGAUAUUUAAAAGAGUAAGACCUAAGUCUGUAUAGGGAAGCAUGGUUAAUGGAAUUUAAUUAUUGUAAUUAGCGAAGGCAUAUGUUGAUUUGAUUAAUGGAGGUAAAGUUCCAAAUGUUGAAUCUGCAUGGGGUUAUGUAUGUAAGGCAGAAGGAGAGAGAGCACUUAGAGAAUGUUUGAAUUUAGCUGAAUAAUAAAUUGAUAAGCUUAAAGUUUAAGUUAUAUAAGAUUUACCUACUGUUAAAUAACAAUUACUUGAUUAAGUUAAGAAGUAAUUCAAAUUGAAAGCCAUUGGAUCUGAAGAGGAUCUAAAAUAAUUUACAGAAAAAUUAUCUGAAUUAUUUGAAGAAAAAUUCAAAGAACUUAAAUAGAGCAAUAAAAGAAAUCUAAAAGUAAUGUUUUAUAUUUCAUUAUUUAGAAUCAUCAAUCUAAAGUUUUGUAACCUCAUAUUGAAAAUAUUCUAGAUAAAUUAAAAAAUGAUGAAUUCUCUAACUAUUAUGAAUUAUAAUCAGAAAUGUUUAAAAUUAGAGAUUUGUUUUAAAAAGAAGUAGGUAGAAAUCAAUAAGUUUCAUAAUUAUUUGAUGAAAUGAGUUUAUAGAUAUAUUAGUAGGCAGCUGAAAAACUUACUAGAAAAGCUUCAUAGUAAACUAAUUAAGAGAAUAAGUAAUUGCAAUAUAAAGUACAGAAUUUAGAGAAAGAAUUAAAGGUUGUUUAAGAUGAAAAACAUCAAUUAGAAUUGUAAGCUAGUAGUAAAUUAGAGAAACUUAGUAAAGAGAAUGAAUUAUUAUCCAAGAGUGAAUUACAACUUAAAACACAAUUCUUAUAAAUUUAAUAAUAAACAUAAUAGGUUCAAUAGUAGAGUUAACAUUAAAUACAAUAGCAUGAUAAAUAAUUAGCCUUAAUUAGUUAAGAGAAUGUUUUCCUUUAAAAAGAAAUUUAAACACUGAAUGAGAGAUCUUCUCAAUUAGAUAAUGAAAAUAAAAAACUUAGAUAAGAGUUAAUAACAUAAAAAGCUGCUAAUGAAUAGUUAUAAUAAAAGUGUCAUUCUUUGGAUUAUGGAAGGGCUUAAGAAAUAUAAAAGUUGUAGUUAGAAUUCGAAAAGAAAAUACAAGAAUUAAAUAAUGAUAUUGAUUCAAAGAAAUAAACAGUUAGAUAGUAAAGUGAAUGGAUGGUAGAAAAAUCUUAUUUAGAAAAUUAAGUUACAUUCUUGAAAAGUUAGUUAGAUGAAAACAAAAGAUUACACGAUGCUCUUUUGAUUGCCUUAUAAUGUAUCUAUUCCUAUCUUAUUUCAAGCUUAAAAUAAUCCUUCUAAUGAUUAUUAAGAGUCUACUCUUGAACUUUUAGAAACCAAUAGAAAUCUCUCAGCUGCCAUGGAUAAAAUGGAAAUGAGGUGCAAAUAAUUAGAAGAAAAAGUUACUAAACUUAAAAAAUUCAAAAAAAUAUUCAAAAAUAGUUCGAGUAUUGUUUGCUUACAUUGUAAUAGACAAUAUCAAAGUAAUGGAUUUAGUUAACAUUUAUCAACAUGUAUUGAUAAUAAUCCUUGUAAUCCAAUAGUUUAAGUUUAAUAAUAACAUUAAUAAUCAUAGUAAUAAAAUUAAUCAAAUCAAUAAAUACACAAUUAAUCUCUUAGUCACCCACUUCCACCUCCUAUUGAUUUAAGUUAAUUAUAAAUAUCUAUUAAUCAAACUAUGGUUAGAGAAACUCCUGAUAAUAAACCUUAUACUGAGUAUAUGAUUAGAGUUCAAUAUAACCUAAAGAAAUGGACAAUUUCCAGAAGAUACAAAAACUUUUGUGAAUUACAUUAAGCAAUCAUCUAAUAAUACCCUAAUUUAAAGAUGCCUGAAUCAAGUUCAGCCAUAAUCAAUACUGCUGAUAUAGGAAGUGUCUUUAAUGCUAAAAGACCCACUGUUAUUGAAGAUAGAAGAAGAGCUUUACAAUCCUACAUUAGAGAUUUAGCAAAAUUAGAUCCUGUUAGAAAUUGUGCUGCUUAUCGUAAAUUCUUAGAAUUAGACACUAUAGAUCAAGUUGAAUAACCAAGUAGAAGUAUGUCUUAAAGUAAUCUAUUAAUGUCAUUUAGUGGGAUCACCUAAAAAUGAAGGACUUUAAUCUUCUAGAGAUUAUGGAAGAGAUUCUCUAUCAGUCAUGCCUAAACCUUUCUGGAAAUAAUCAACCUAGUAAAUUGCUAUUGGUGCCUCUACUUCAAGAGAAUAAAAAUAUGAGGAACUUCCAUCAUAAAACAAUUAUGUUAGAUAGAAAGAAAAUUAACCUACCUCUUCUGCUUCCAAUUUAAAUACUAAAAUUGAUAGAAAAUUGUUACCAUAAUCCCCUUAAUCAUUCCUUAAGGCAUUUUAAAAAUAAUAAGAAAGUAAAUUAUAUUCAUAAUUCUUAGCCUCUAAAGUAUAUAGAAUGCAUCAUUAACAUUCAUUGCUAGAAAUAUCAGGAGACAUAUAAUGA
Messenger RNA from Paramecium sonneborni, 3260 nucleotides. The record is from the annotation of a GenBank genome assembly. Lineage: Eukaryota; Ciliophora; Oligohymenophorea; Peniculida; Parameciidae.